Molecule: messenger RNA, 2199 nt
Organism: Lasiodiplodia theobromae
Lineage: Eukaryota; Fungi; Ascomycota; Dothideomycetes; Botryosphaeriales; Botryosphaeriaceae
Product: Ncu06413-like protein
Exons: 12
Coding region: 1-2199 (732 amino acids)
Source: RefSeq, a predicted model, not a curated record
AUGGCUACCGACGUGGAGAAGUACGAGCAGCUGCGGAAUCGGGAAGCCACGCGGACGGCCGCGCAAUUUUCGCAGGAGAUCUCCGACAGCCUGAUUCGCAACCACCAUUGGGGAACUUUACUCAGCGCUGCGCCUCUGGCUCUGAGCUUCGUAGGGGCGUGUCAGGUUGUCGCAUCAUCCCCUGCUGCAUCAGGGCUCAAACUGAAAAAGCCGAAAAAUGGAUUCACUCAUCUGCAAUAUGAAUCUUUGCAGGCCAAUCUGGUGUACUUGGUUGACAUUGGCCGCAAGACAUUCAUCGAGACUGAAUCCCGCAUGGACAAAUUAGUAAUGCAUUCGAGGUACCUGUUUUCGGAAACUGGGACUGUCAACAGGAUUAUAGAUGCUCUCAACGAUGAACAAGGCGCCAAAAAGACAUUGCCUGCAUGCAUGAAUACCCUGAAAAGUACUGUUGGAGAGUGUGAAAACCACUUGCAAGUUAUUGAAGCCAAAUUCGAAGCAUGGCUUGACGUGGCUCAAGAGCUAAGCCAGGUAGCCACGGAAUCCGAGCAUGACACAAUCGAUAAGCGCCAUGAGAAUCAAGACCAAGUCCAUUCGCAGAAGAUCCGUAAGGAGUUUGCCGAGAAAGAGAUGCAGAGGAAGGAGGAAGCUGUGAGAGAAGCUCAAAGGAGGAUGCUUCUUGCUGAAGAUGCCUUCAAGCAUGCUUCUAAAAAUAUACCCUCUGGUUGGGAUGUUGUCGGCAUGAGUGUGGUUGACGUACUCAGCCAAAGUGUCUUCAGCAUCGGAGGUGCUCUGGUCACGGCUCUUACGCCCCACAAAUAUGUGGCCCUGGGACAAUCUGUUUUUGAUACUUUGAAGUCAACUCUAAUGAAAGAUCACAACGAUGAUCACGAGCAUUUCGAAGGUCCCGGAUCGAACGUCGGCAGACACGAUGAUCCUGCAUGCAUGCACUUGGACAAUCUACUCACAUACUUAUCUCUCUUGUCAUCUGUUGUCAACGGUGGACUUCUUCCUGCACAUCAACAAGAUGGCGCAGUGCCUUCGAAUAGUCCUGGAACCAUCCGCACGUUCUUAGAAAUCAUGGACCACGACCUUCCAGACAAUGCCGCCCCUGGAUCGUACUCGUAUGACGCCAAGUAUAUUGUCAAUGAGGCUCUCGAGAUUAUCCAUGAAAUCCAGGACGUUGCAAAAUCCAAACGAGAGAUCUCAGGAUCAAGCUCUCCCAUAGCCUGGGAGACAUGGCAGAAAAAAGUUGCAGAUCUGCAGGCCCGCGCCGCUUCUUUGAAAGCAAGAAAAGAUAAUCUGGAAGGGAUGGCAGCUGGUGCUACGCCGCCACGCCUCAAAAAGCAUUCAAAGCGCUACAAAGCCAGCCAAUCAAUCGUCCGAGCGCAGCUUGACAGAGCAGCAGCAGCUUUUGAAUCCAGUACAGCAAGCCUUGAGGUCCAAAGAGAAGCAUACGAUGCAAGUGUCACAAGACUUAAUCAAAACCUGGAGAGAAUCUCAGACAUCCAGCUGGCAAUCGGCAAGCUGCAAGCUGAAAAUGUGACGCUCGAAGAGAUUGUCCGCAUCCUCCGCGCUUCAAUCAGCGCUCUAUCGGGCCUGAAAGAGCAGAUUACCUCCCUCCUCCGCUUUUUCCAGGGAAUUUCUGGAAUGGUCGAGUUUGCUGCCCGCGGACCGUGUAGAGAUCUGCUGGAAACACUGGAGACUGGUAUUGAACGAGAUGAAUCGGGCGCGAUUGCUGGAGUUACGUUUCGAGACUUCCAAAAGCAGGUGCUUCUCAACACUACCUUGAUGAUACGCGGUUAUUUCAGUGUUGUGUUUGAGGUAUCCCGCCUUUACUGUGACGUGUCACGGGAAUACAUCAUUCCCGGGGUAAACUUGAUAGAUUCACUGGGUCUUUCACAAAACAGAGAUAUCACGAACCAACGGAACAAAGAACUGGAACAAUACAAAAGAAGUGCCGUUCAGGCAAUCCGUGAACUUGCGGAAAAGAAACAACAAGCAUUGCUUUCAAGGAUGGAUCAACGCAUCUCUUACCUUCAGGAAACUGUUCCUUCUCUACCGGAAUGCUCGGAAAAGAAAGCAAUCGAGUUAACGGCAGAAGAAGAAGCGGCCAGGGCCAGAUCUGAGGCAGAGCAGGAAGGCGAAUUUGUUGAUGUGGCGGCUCAUUUGUUCACCGGGCAUUUCAAUGAGAACCUUUGA